GACGCCUGGGAGGCCGGCAGCCCGCAGACGCUGCGGAGGCAGGAAGGCCUUCUGCCCUGCAGCCCCAGGGGAGCCUGACCCCAGCCGCACUGCGCUUGGACUCUGUCCCCCGGCAUCAGAGGUUUCAGGCCUCGGUGUUGGGUCAGGGUGUCUAGUACUUUUUUUUUUUAGGAUUUAUUUUAUUUAUGCACACAAGAGCUGGGGUGCAGGCCAGAGAGGCAGGGGUGAGGGGAGUCACCAGAGACAGAGUGGGGAGCAGAACAGGCAGACUGACUGAAACACACUGCAGGGGGAGCAGCAGGGAGUCAGGUCUGCUGCUCCAUGCGGGCUGCUCCCUGGAUGCUGGGAAUCAAACUCCCGCUGCAGAGGCUGCGGACGCCUUCACAGUGCUGCGCUCAACCGCCUGCGCCACCGGGGAGGCCCUGUCCUGAUUUUUAAAGACCGAACAGCCAAAGGUUUUAUUCCCCGCAAGUUCUGUUCCUGCAUCGGCCUGCGCUCGUCCCUGGCUUCCUGCGCUGCUGGUGCCCGGAUGACAUGAGGAUGCGUCCUCCAGGGCUAACGCUGAGGCCGGGUGGCUUGGGAACUUCCCCUGCUUUUCGCUGCUUGUCAGCGACUGUUCCCCGGCCGGUGUCCCCACAGGACGACUGACCAGGAGCGGGCCCGCCGGGGGUGUGCGCUCCAUCCCGAGCAGCGUCCUCCUGCCGUCCCUCAGUCCCAGCCCCGUCCAGAACAAAACCCGGCUUGUUGCCAAAGGGGGUUCACCAGGGAAGGAGCCAGGGAGGCAGGUCUGGGAGCCAUCGUGGACGGCGAUGUCCCGAGGGACAGGGACAUUGUCUGGGUGUUUUUCUACAAAAUUGAUACAAAGGAUUUCAUUGUGUGAACUGGCAUGUUUGAUAAUUUGUUUUUAAAAGGUGUAUUUUUUUAUGCAUGCAAGAACUGCAGUGUAGUCCAGAUGUCCAAGGGGUUUAGAGGAUUCACCAGAGACAAGUGGGGAGCAGAAUAGGCAAUUCUGCGGAGGGGACCAGCAGGAGGGGUCUGCUGUGCCAUGUGGGUCAGGUCACUGAGGGGGGGAGUUGGGGGGGUGUCCAGCUCAGGCCUCAGUGGCUGCCCUUAGCUUGAUAGCUCUGAGACUAACCCCUGCACCACCAGGGAGGGCAAUCUUUGAUAACUUUAAUAAACAUCAGCAUUUACUUUUAUGGCUAAGUAGGAAAAACCUUGGUGAACGUGAAGGUCAGUUAUAACCAUUCCAGUCCGCGGAUGGACUUGCGGGUCCUUUCCUGCCCUGCGCAGGGCUGAUGAAGAAAGAAUUCUUUCUCUGUGUUCUGUGUUCCCCAGGUGACAUGAGGGGAGCUCCACGCGGGAGCAUCUGGGUCUAGCCGCAGCCCCCCCGGGCUUUCCCAGUCCCUGCCGCAUCCCCAGCUCUGCUCUCAGGGUCCGCGUCCCUCUGUGGUGGCAGCAGGCGAUGGCCGAGUCUCUCGGGCCAGUGUCAUUUGAGGACGUGGCCGUGAGCUUCACCUGGGAGGAGUGGCAGGCCCUGGACGAGGCCCAGAGGACCCUCUACAGGGACGUGAUGCUGGAGACCUACAGUCACCUCGUGUCUUUGGCAGGGCAUCGCGUUAGCAAAGCUGAGGUGACCAUCAGGCUGGAACAGCGAGCAGAGCCCUGGACCGUAGAUGCACCCCCAGGCAAGAGCCUCCCGGAUGUGCAUACUGUGGAUGCCCUUACAAAGAUACUCCAAGAAAACCAGGGCAGACAUUUGUGGCAAAUUCUACUCAAUAGGAAAACAUCAGUUAAGGAGAGAACUGACCUUGGAAGAACAUUUAAUAGUGUGACCCUGACUAUAAAUAAUGGAAGCUAUUCUGGAAUAACGUCUGAUGAUUUAUGUAAGAACACAGAUUACCCUGGUGAGCCUGUUAAAAUCCAUGCUCUAGAGAAAAGUAAGGGCCUACAUAUAACCAGAAAAUCUCUCCACUAUAUGGAACAUCCUUUUUUUCAUCAGAUGAUUCAAACUUUGCAGCUGCCUUUUGAUCUCAGUGGACUAGGGAAAGCUUUUAGCAAAGAAACAAUAUUCUUUACACAUCCAAUGCCCCUUACGGAAGAGUCUGCUUGUAGAUACAGUCAGUGUGAGGAAGCCUACGAUGCAGCCGCUUUCAUUGUUGAAGCUAGAACCCAAAUAGGGCGGGCUCGCUAUACAUGGGAUGAAAGGGGAAAACCUCUUUUUGAUAGGCACAUGCAUUUGAAUUUUCAUAGAGAUUUUCAAGUUAGGCAUCACGAAUGCUGUCAACAUGGGGAUUAUUUUAGCAGGAAAUUAGAUGUCACUCAGCCCCAGAGAGCUCCAUCAGGAGUGAAAACCUUUGAUAAUACAUGUGGUAAAACUUUACAUAAAAAAUCUGUUCUUACUAAGCAUCAAAAAAAAGAAACAGCGAAGCCUUAUGCAUGUUGCAAAACCACUGAGAAUUCAAAUAUCAAACGAUAUAGGAGAACGAUCACUGCAGAGAAAAUUGUUGAAUAUGAAAAAGAUGGGACUCUCUACCAGAAGUCAGCCCACCAUGUACACCAGAGAACUCACACAGGAGAGAAACCUCAUGAGUGUCAAGAGUGUGGGAAGACUUUCCAAAAGAGGUCAAACCUUACCGAACAUCAAAGAACUCACACAGGAGAGAAACCCUAUGAGUGUCAAGAAUGUAGGAAAACGUUUCCCCAGAUGUCAACCCUCACUAAACAUCGGAGAAUUCACACAGGAGAGAAACCCUUUGAAUGUCUGCAGUGUAGAAAAAUGUUCUCCCGGAAGUCAGACCUCACUGUGCAUCAGAGAACGCACACAGGAAUGAAACCCCAUGAAUGUCAAGAGUGUGGGAAGACUUUCUGCCAGAAAUCAUACCUUGUUAAACAUCAAAGAACUCAUAAAGGAGAGAAACCCUAUGAAUGCCGAGAGUGUGGAAAAGCUUUCUCCUGGAGGUCAGCUCUCACUACACAUCAGAGGACUCACACAGGAGAGAAACCUUAUGAAUGUCAAGACUGCAGGAAAGCUUUCCCCUGGAAGUCAAACCUCACUGAACACCAGAGAAUACACACAGGAGAGAAACCCUAUGAAUGUCAAGAGUGUAGAAAAACUUUCUCCUGGAAAUCCGCCCUCAGUAUACAUCAGAGAAUGCACACAGGAAUGAAACCCUAUGAGUGUCAAGAGUGUGGGAAGACUUUCCGCCAGAAGUCACACCUUACCGAACAUCAAAGAACUCACACAGGAGAGAAACCCUAUGAAUGUCAAGAGUGUAAGAAAACGUUUCCCCAGAUGUCAACCCUCACUAAACACCAGAAAAUUCACACAGGAGAGAAACCCUAUGAAUGUCUGCAGUGUAGAAAAAUGUUCUCCCGGAAGUCAGACCUCACUGUGCAUCAGAGAACGCACACAGGAAUGAAACCCUAUGAGUGUCAAGAGUGUGGGAAGACUUUCUGCAGAAAGUCAUACCUUACUGAACAUCAGAGAACUCAUAAAGGAGAGAAACCCUAUGAAUGUCAAGAGUGUGGGAAAGCUUUCUCCUGGAAGUCAGCCCUCACUACACAUCAGAGGACUCACACAGGGGAAAAACCCUAUGAAUGUCAGGAGUGUAGGAAAACAUUUUCCUCAAAAUGUAGCCUCACUGCACAUCAGAGAACUCACACAGGAGAAAAGCCCUAUGAAUGUCAAGACUGUAGGAAAGCUUUCCCCUCAAAAUCAUGGCUCACUGUACAUCAAAGAAUUCACACAGGAGAGAAACCCUACGAAUGUCAAGAGUGUGGGAAAAGUUUCCCCUCAAAAUCCAGGCUCACUGCACACCAGGGAACUCACACAGGACAGAGACCCUAUGAAUGUCAAGAGUGUAGGAAGACUUUCUGCAGAAAGUCACACCUUAAUGAACAUCAAAGAACUCACAAAGGAGAGAAACCCUAUGAAUGUCAAGAGUGUAGGAAAAUGUUCCCCCACAUGUCAACCCUCACUAAACAUCAGAGAAUUCACACAGGAAAAAACCAUAUGAAUGUCAAGAGUGUAGAAAGACUUUCUCCUGGAAGUCAUCCCUCACUAAACACCAGAGAAUCCACACAGGCGUGAAGCCGUAUGAAUGUCAAGAGUGUCGGAAAGCAUUCUCCUGGAAGU
Molecule: messenger RNA, 4135 nt
Organism: Talpa occidentalis (Iberian mole)
Lineage: Eukaryota; Metazoa; Chordata; Mammalia; Eulipotyphla; Talpidae
Product: zinc finger protein 33B-like
Biological process (GO): regulation of immune system process; negative regulation of transcription by RNA polymerase II; regulation of cytokine production
Source: RefSeq, a predicted model, not a curated record